This is a messenger RNA of Stegostoma tigrinum, 2985 nucleotides long. RefSeq names its product sodium-coupled monocarboxylate transporter 1-like. The record is from RefSeq and is a predicted model, not a curated record. The transcript has 18 exons. NCBI's taxonomy places the organism in Eukaryota, Metazoa, Chordata, Chondrichthyes, Orectolobiformes, Stegostomatidae. Bases 235 to 2067 code for a protein of 610 amino acids. Gene Ontology annotation, biological process: sodium ion transport; transmembrane transport. Gene Ontology annotation, molecular function: symporter activity. Gene Ontology annotation, cellular component: membrane.
UCCAGUGAAUGAGUCUUAAAGUUUAGUAUGCAGUACAUCGUCAACUGAAGUGGUAUCUUCUGAUGUGUAUGUGUUUAACGACGAAAUUUCAAAAAACAACAAGGAGACCACUGCAAGUAGGCAGUUCCAAAGCUUUGGAGAUCAUUCCAGGGAAGAACUAUUUUAGCUGCGAGUGUUGAUCUGAUUGAAUAAUUGUUGGAUCUUGGCACUGUUGGGCUUUAUCCUGAGCCCACUAUGGCAGAGAAUCAUGUCUUUCACACAUGGGAUUAUGUUGUUUUUGCCUCUAUGCUGUUAGUGUCCACUGCAGUUGGAUUGUUUUAUGCUUUUAAAUGGGGCGGAGCAGGGCAAAGAACCACAGAAGAUUUCCUGGUGGGCAACCGGCAAAUAUCUGCCUAUCCAAUUGCCUUCUCAUUGGCUGCCAGCUUCAUGUCUGCUGUUGCAUUGAUUGGCUAUCCAGCUGAAGUGUACAACACAGGGUUGAAUAUUCUGAUGCUGAACGUUGCUAGAAUACUUACAACGAUGGCCGUUUGCUUGGUUUACAUUCCACUCUUCUACCGACUAAACAUUAUUAGUACUUACGAGUACAUUAAUAGGCGAUUUGGACAAGUGGUGAGAUAUCAAAUUGUCUUCUCCUUCAUGGUAUACAUGGUCUUUUAUCUUGGCUUUGUGACAUACGCACCCUCAUUUGCAUUAAGUCAAGUUACUGGAAUGGACUUGUGGAUUUCAGUUGCAAUAACAGGACUUGUGUGUACACUAUACACAACACUGGGAGGUAUUAAGGCUGUUGUCUGGACAGAUGUAUUCCAGCUGUGCAUCAUGGUGAUUGGUCUUCUGGCUGUGCUGAUUCAGGGAUCAAUCCAUGUUGGAAGCUUUGGGAAGAUUUGGAACAUUGCAAAGAGCAGUGGCCGGACUAGCCUUUUUGACUUUGAUCCCGAUCCAAGGAAAAGAUACACAUUUUGGACUGUGAGUUUUGGAGCUUCAUUUGGAUGGACAUCGAUAUAUGGCUGUAACCAAGUACAAGUACAAAGAUACUUGUCCUGCAAGAGUGAGAAAGAGGCAAGAAAAGCUGUCAUCCUGAACAUGUUUGGUACUUGUAUUCUGUUCACAUUAUCCUGCCUCGGUGGUUUAGUCAUGUAUGCUGUUUAUGAAAACUGUGAUCCAAUAAAGGCGAACAGAGUUAGCACCACUGACGAGCUGACCCCAUUAUUAGUUAUGGAGUUAUUUGAUCAGAUGCCUGGAUUUCCUGGCCUAUUUGUUGCCAGUGCAUACAGUGGCACACUGAGCACAAUUUCUUCUGGCAUCAAUGCUUUGGCUGCUGUCUGUAUUGAAGAUUUAAUUAAACCAACCUGGAAACCCUGGGGACAACUUUCAAGUAGGAAGAAGACUCUGAUCUCAAAACUCCUAGCAAUGACUUUUGGACUAAUUACAAUAGGCCUGACUGGAGUCAGUUCUCUCAUGGGAAGAAAUAUAAUUCAGGCAACACUAACUUUUGAAGGAAUAAUCCUAGGACCCAUACUUGGUGUAUUUACUUUAGGAGCAUUGUUUCCAAAGAGCAAUAGCAAGGGGGCAUGUGUUGGUUGGUUUGUUGGAGUAGCCUUGUCCACAUGGAUAGGGAUUGGUGGCUUCAUCUAUCCACCUUCCAGCGAGUUUAAAGAAUUACUCGAGACAUCAACAGCAGGCUGUUUGGAGAUUAAUGCUACCGUCCCUACCGCUGUGAAUGUGACAUCCCUGCUGACCACCAUAACGUCUACCAAACAAGAAAAAAGGCCCAACAUAGCAGAGACUUUCUACUCGUUAUCGUUUUUCUACUACAGUCCGAUUGCAUGGCUGAGCACAGUUACAGUGGGCUUGUCAGUCAGUAUGCUGACUGAUGGAAGUGAGAAUCUGGAUCCUUGUCUAAUUGCUCCCAUAGUCCACACUAUUUACAAAUACAUCUUCAAAACGAAACCUACCCCAUCAAUCACAGAAACAAAUGACAACUUGAUGCAACAUCCAGUGCCCAGGGAAGGUUCAAACGGCUGUGACAAUUCAACAGUUUUAAAUCCUAUCAAAUCAACCAAGCUGUAAUAGUCAUGCAGUCGUGCAGCACAGAAACAGACCCUUCAUUCCAACCCAUCUCUGCUGACCAUAAUCCCAAACUAAAUUAGUCCCACCUGCCUGAGCUUAGCCCAUAUCCCUCCAAACAUUUCUUGCACUUAUCCAAAUGCUGUUUACAGCUCUACAAAUUGAGAAUUUUUUAAAAAAUAAGGGUCUAGAAAGUUGGUGAUAAUUAACUCUACAUCUUUAGUUAUGUAAAUCUUGAGUUCUCUUCUCCCCUACGCUAUAGCCAAAAUACCUAUUAGACUGCUACUACAUUUUUUCUGUUGGAAGUGAAGAAUUUUCACCACCAACCUCCAUGAACUUUUCACAGGCCCUUGGAGAAAUUCCAAAGGGAAACAAAAAUAAAACUAUUGUUUAGAAUAAUCUCAAUACUGCUUUGUGCUAUGGUAAUUCAGCUGCUGGAGGAGUUUCAAAAAAGUGAAAUUACUUCAGUCCUGCCAAGUCAUCACCAACAACCUGUGAACAGCUCUGCUGUUUUUAACGGAGAAUCAUAGAAUCCUGACAGUGUGGAAACAGCCCUUCAGCCAAACAAGCCCACACUGACCCUUGAAGCAUCCUACCCAGACCCAUCCUCCUAUAACCCACCUAAUCUACAUAUCCCUAAACCACACAGGCAAUUUGCUAUAGCCAAUCUACCUAACCUGCACACCUGUGGGAGGAAACCAGUGCACCCGGAGGAAACCCACGCAGACACGGGGAGAAUGUGCAAACACCACACAGACAGUCAUCCGAGAGUGGAAGCAAACCCAGGUCCCUGGCGCUGUGAGGCAGCAGUUCUAACCACUGAGCCACCACAAAUUGAGCUACUCUCUUGUGAUAUUUAACAUUGUACUCUUCAAACUGAUCCAAAUACCUUGAACAAUUUAAGACUUUUGCUUAGAAAAA